This is a messenger RNA of Drosophila albomicans, 3272 nucleotides long. RefSeq names its product CD63 antigen. Bases 1443 to 2171 code for a protein of 242 amino acids. Gene Ontology annotation, cellular component: membrane. NCBI's taxonomy places the organism in Eukaryota, Metazoa, Arthropoda, Insecta, Diptera, Drosophilidae. The record is from RefSeq and is a predicted model, not a curated record. The transcript has 4 exons.
AUAAGCACCCAGAGAAGGGUCUUAUGUAGGUCCUAGAAUGACCCAACUAAAUUGGCAUGCACAGUUGGACAUUUCUACGGAUGUCUCGAAGAAAUACAAACAGAACGCGACACGCAACAUUAAAAUCAACCCAUCAACCCCCCUUCAACCCGUCCACCCACGCACCCACCCCGUUCCGAAUCAGGAUGAUGACAGAGUUUGGCAAUGUGGAGUAAAGUUUUUUGCAUGCCUCUAGGUGCCAACUUUCAAUUUCAAGCGCACAUUUACCGAGUUCUUUAAUUAUUCGCACAGUCUGGCAUUUAUUUCAUGAAUAGCAUUUAUAACUUUCGCCGUUAUUCACUCGAAGGCACGCAAUUUAUUUAGUGUUAUGACGUGAACCCAGCGAUGGCUGCCGCACUCCGGGGGUCGAUUGUUUAGUAAUAAAACUCAGUUACAUAUCGUAUAUUAUACGUAUAACAAAUGACCCAUUUAUUAUGGUAAUUUUUGGAAAAUGCUAAAAUUGCUUCCAGGAAAAUAAAACAAUGUAUUCUUGGCUGUUCCAAAUUAUGUAUAAGGCUUUUCAGAUGAAUUCAGAGAGUAUAAAAAGGAACAGAAGUGUUACUUACACUCAUUGUUGAACUAAUAUAAUUGUUUCAAUGAUAUCUUUCUGAGAUCAUCUCAUCAAAGGACUACCUCAUCCUUAAUUUAUAUGCAACCCUCGGGUGCAAGUCGCGGUGUCAAGUAGCUGAACUUUAAAGGUAAACACUUGGGUUAAUAUUGUUUGUACUCGAAGACUCUGCCACUCGCACACCUGACUAUUGUUGCGGCAUGACUACGAAAAAGAAAAAGAGUCCGGCUAAUGAGUGCAAUGACUUGUUACCCACAUUUACCACCGCUGAACGGAAGCCGCAGACGACCCAGAAAGCCUAAGGUAAUGUCUGGGAACUUUGCUCAGGUGCUGCUGGUCAAAGUUGUUGCCUUGCUGUUUCUGUUUCUCUUUUUGUGUUGGAGGGAGCAGCCCCUCCUCAUCUUCGUCCGCUCCAAGCACGCAGUGGAGCUGCACGACGUGUAAAUCAACGAAAUGGGUUACAAAGCAUAAAAGCCUGGGCCACAAUAACAGCCAGUUACCAGUUACCCAUUGUAAAUGACCAACGGUGGCUUGGGGUCUGACGUUAGUCCCGCUGGUUACCAAACAGCCAGUGGCCACAACACUAACCAGACUUGGUUGCCAACACCAUCAUUAUCUUGGCCAGCACCGAAGCCAGCUACCGGUCAGUUACAAUCCCAACGUCAAUUCGAAAAGACGCGCGCGCAAACGAAUAAAAUCAGAAAUAUCAUAGCAUACUUAUCAUAAGUUCGCCAUCUUAGAGCACUUCUAAAUUUGGAAUACUUCGGCUCCCUCUCUGACUUUUUGAAGUCGACCGCUGCAAGUUUAUUUUUAAUCUAAUUAAGCAACUAAGUAAAUGAAAAUCAAAAUGCGUUCCUGUGGACCGAGUUUAAUUAAAUACGUGUUAUUUGCCUUUAAUGUGCUGUUUGCGCUUUCGGGUCUUGGCAUUCUCGUGGCUGGCGCAAUUGUUUUGGCCGAUGUCAAUGAAUUUAAUCACUUUGUGGAGGGUCGCGUCCUGGCACCGCCGAUUGUCCUGAUAGUCACGGGGCUGAUCAUCUUUCUCAUCGCAUCGCUGGGCUGCUUUGGCGCCAUCAAGGAGUCUCCCACUCUGCUGUUGACCUAUGCUGUGCUGCUGGCCAUGAUCUUCAUCAUUGAGCUGGCCGUGGGCAUUGCGGCUUGCGUCUUCAAAAGUGACCUCGAGGGCAUGCUAAAGAACUCACUGAUGGAAUCAAUCAAGCGCUCCAACCACGAGGACAACGUUGCCUGGGACAAUGUGCAGCGCAAACUCAUGUGCUGUGGCGUCGACACUCCCGCCGAUUGGAAGGCUAUCAGCCUGAACAAGACGCUGCCGGCGAGCUGUUGUCAGCCUGAGUUUGUGGAUACCGCCGCUGGAAAUUGCUUCGAUUCACCAGCACUGGGCAAGGACAAGUUCUUUCAGGAAGGCUGUGUGGGCAAGCUGAAGGAGCGCAUCGAUAAGAAUGCCGUCAUUCUGAUUGGUGUCGGCAUCGGCAUCGCAUUCAUACAGAUUCUGGGCAUUGUCCUUGCUUGCUACCUGGCAAGCGCCAUCAGAAGACAAGCAAACUAAUCAGCAUCUCAUUAAUUAGUUAAUGUUUCGUACUUAGAAUGACAAGUUGAUUCCCGCCCAAUUCGCACAUUCAUUGAAUAUAAACGAGGAUUACUCAUGCUUAUUUUAAAAUGUCUUCAGACGAUUUUUGUACCCUCACUCAAAGCAUAGAAUAAUUUCGAAGAUCUUAAGGUGUUGCUAAUUCUAAAGCUAAAGAGUGCCUAGAGGCACUUAUUACAUAUAGUAAUUUGUAUUAAGUCAUUUGAAUUGCAGUUGUUAGUUGGCAAUAAUCAAAUAUCAAUAUGUUUAUUGUCAACUGACGAAUAUCAUUUUUUGACUCUCUUUUUUUAAAUAAUACAAAUUAUAUUAUGAGUGCCUCAAGACACUCUUGGCUCUUAGAGGUUUAACUAUUCCUUCCUCCUCCACAAAAUGAGGUACUAGAGAAAAGAAUUCUCCAGAUUGAAUAUAUUUGUACCCGCCAAUCAUAGAAUGGAAUAAUUUGGAAGGUUUUAAGGUGUUCCCAAUAGAAUUUGAUUAUUUUAUCUAAUACUUUUUCUUUCUUAGUUAUUAGAGUAUACCAAAAGAAUUCUCUAAAUUGUUCAUAUCCCUCAAGGAUUGUAGUUUUGACUUCCAAAUAGCUUUGCCCAAUGUUUAUACUCGGCACUCAUUAGGGUAUAAUUAUCAAUAAGCUCUUAAAGUGUUGCCUUCUUUAUUUAAUUGUUUAUUUUUUACCUCCAUUAAAUAAAUAGUUACUGUCCCUUUUUAAAUUGUGUACAUCAAAAGAUCUCUCUAGUCCAGAAAUAUCCUGAAAAUAUCAUUACAAACCUACAAGGUUAUUCAAUAAUCAGUUCCCUACUAAUGUUACAACCGGGUAUUUUAGCUGUCAUCUUUUUAUAUUCAUAGCAUGGGCGAUCCUCAUAUUUAAAAGUAAAAAAAAACGCAACAAAUCAUUCAUGUUGAAGGCGAUUUUAGAGAAUAUUUUAUCUGUUCAGAAAUAAGCUCUAAGCUUGCUGUCCUUAGUCCAUUACUUACCACAUUCUGUCGUCGUUUUUUGCUUCAACAAAUAAACAAUUUAAUCGCUCGAAUAGAAUUGGGUUUCUUUGUGUCUACAGUUUAUUUAGU